UCAUUUUGCGCAAUUACUACGAGUUAGUUUACUUUAAUUGUAUAAUUUCUAAUUAUGAACCUUAAUGGUGCACUAUAUAUAUUAAUUGCAAAGUAAAAUCAAAGUUGUUAUAAUUCUGUUGUUUGUAAAUACUAUAAAAAUAUUUUAUAAUUAAUCGUCUAUUACUGUAAACAAAAACGUAUAAAAAAAUUCCAAGAAUUUUUUAAUAUAAAUUAUUAGACCAUGGAAACAGAAACUUGUCUAUUUUUGGGAAUAAAAGUGAAACCUGGGCCAUUAGAACGCUAUAAGGUUGAGAAUUUUGGCCUUGACAAUACUGUGGUUCAUUUAAAAACCGAAGCAGAAAAGAAAGUUAAUAUACCGUCUACAUCGCUUGAAUUAAUACAUCAUGGAAAAAUACUUAAAGAUGAUGCUACUCUUCAAGAUAGUGGUGUAAAAAAUGGGGAAAUGAUUCAUGUUCUAAAAAAGAAGGCUCCUGUAGUCUUACCUUCCCCUCCAACAUAUUCAGAUAUUGAACUACAACAACUGAAUACAUCUUUGAGAACUUUGGGAUGCACCCCCAAUGCACCAGGUUGGACUUUAGCUAUGCAGUUGGUAAAUGAUGAGGCUUCUAUGAGGGAAAUUAUGGCGCAUGCACCAUCUUUAGCAGAGGAUUCUGUGUUGCUGUCAAUUUUACAUGAAGUUGAAUUAUUAGCAGCGUUGGGUGCAAAUGAACAAACCAUGCGUAGAGGUGUAAAUGCGCACCCUGAACUUCCAGCUGCUUUAUAUCAUUUGAUACGUCUUGUUCGUAUUUGGACUGGCUCACCAUCACUACACGAGAAUGUUGCACCACCCACUUCUGGAUUUGUCUAUUCUCUGGAAGCACUAUCCGAAGAUGAAGAUGCAGAAGAGGAAGAUAAUGAGGACAGUGAGAGGAAUCCUAUAACACAAGAACAAUUAGCAGCCGCAUUACAGGCAGCAACAGAGGCGGUGUCCUCGUCAACUCCUCGAGGUAAUGGGCAUGAGAGCCUGGUGCGGCUGCUUCAAGCUGCUGAACAACCAACUCGCAGUACAUCAUCUGUACCAGAGACAAACACGCCAACCGCAUCAGGCACAAAUCGUACAGUAAUAACACCGGAAAUGUUCAGAGACGCUAUUUGGGAUGCAAUUGCAACUAACAGAGGUAGUAGUGCUAGAGAACCUACUAGUACACCGAUGGAACAGAGCACUGCAGCCUCAUCAUCACAAAGCCCUGCAGUACGGGAUGAAGAAUAUGCAACUCAACUGCAUCGUAUGCACGAAAUGGGCCUCCUAAAUGAUGCUCUCAAUCUUAGAGCUUUGCUCAUUUGUUCAGGUGAUGUAAAUUCUGCAAUAAACUUGGUGUUUAGUGGCGCUAUCGAAGACGAAUAAUUUAUUUGAUUAUAUAUGACCUGUGUAAUUAUAAUAUCCUAAUUAAUGCAUGUACACGACGGAAAGCCAUUUUAUAUGUGAUGUCAAAUUUGACUAUAUUAUUACUAAUUCACUACCAAGGAUUGUUCACUGUAAUAGGCAUUGUUAAUGGCUAAUGACAAACAUAAAAUAAAUUAUAUA
This is a messenger RNA of Achroia grisella, 1566 nucleotides long. RefSeq names its product ubiquitin-like protein 7. The transcript is spliced from 8 exons. Gene Ontology annotation, molecular function: polyubiquitin modification-dependent protein binding. NCBI's taxonomy places the organism in Eukaryota, Metazoa, Arthropoda, Insecta, Lepidoptera, Pyralidae. The coding region runs from base 223 to 1386 and encodes 387 amino acids. The record is from RefSeq and is a predicted model, not a curated record. Gene Ontology annotation, cellular component: cytosol. Gene Ontology annotation, biological process: ubiquitin-dependent protein catabolic process.